AUGGCGUGGGAUCAUCUCGAUAUCGAUAAGCCCCACCUGGCGUACAUGAUCCUAGGAGGUUUCACGGGCCUGUUCAUGCUUUGCUCUCUCUUCGUCAAGGAGAAGUUGUACAUUGGCGAGGCUACUGUGGCUACCAUCUGUGGAAUCAUCUUCGGUCCCCAUGCUGCGAAUCUGUUCAACCCAAUUGAAUGGGGAAAUGUUGACAAAAUCACGCUUGAAUGCUCCCGCAUUGUGCUCGUUGUACAAUGUUUUGCGGUAGGCGUCGAGCUGCCAAAGGCGUAUAUGGAACGGCAUUGGAAGUCAGUCACGUUACUGCUUCUGCCGGUCAUGACUUGGGGCUGGUUGAUCACCAGUCUUUUUAUAUGGUCGUUGAUCAAGCCGCUCACCUGGCUUGAGGCUUUGGUGUGCGCCGCGUGCGUUACAGCCACCGAUCCUGUCCUUGCCUCUUCCGUUGUCGGUAAGGGUAAAUUUGCCAAGCGUGUUCCCAGGCAUUUGCGAGACCUGCUAUCCGCCGAGUCAGGCUGCAACGAUGGCAUGGCGUUUCCUUUCAUCUACCUGUCCUACUACAUUUUGCAUUACCGCCCGGAUGCGAACGCUGUCUCGCUUCACUGGUUUUGUGUCACCAUUCUGUACGAGUGUGUGUUCGGAGCGAUCUUCGGUUUUACGAUCGGCUAUGCGGCUCGCCACGCGAUCAGAUUUGCCGAACGUAAACAGCUGAUUGACCGCGAGAGCUUUCUCGUCUUCUACUUUGUGCUCGCGCUCUUCUGCGCUGGCUCUGGAAGUCUUCUCGGCAUGGACGACUUGCUGAUUGGCUUUGCCGCUGGCGUGGGAUUCAGCAACGACGGUUGGUUCACGGAGAAGACGGAAGAGUCGCAUGUCUCCAAUGUCAUCGAUCUGCUGCUCAACUUGGCUUAUUUCGUGUACCUUGGAGCUAUUCUUCCGUGGGCGGAUUACAACAACGCCGAUCUUGGCCUGGAUGCCUGGAGGCUUGUUGUCAUUGCAAUUUUAGUCAUCUUCUUCCGCCGCAUCCCUAUCAUGUUACUCUUGAAGCCUAUUAUUCCGGAUGUGAAAACAUGGCGUGAAGCUUUAUUCGCCGGACAUUUUGGUCCUAUUGGGGUCGGUGCCAUUUUCGCCUGCAUCUUGGCUAGAGCUGAACUUGAAACGGGCUCUACACAACCCGUGGUGUCGGACGACCUCCCCAAGCCUCAUACGCACAAUUAUUAUGUGGUGCAGAUUAUCUGGCCGUUGACUACCUUCAUGGUUGUCGCAUCCAUCCUUGUUCACGGUUCGUCCAUUGCGGUCUUCACCUUAGGGAAACGCAUCAACACACUAUCAAUUACUCUGUCCUACACCCAGGCGAAUGAAGAAGGACCGUCUUGGAUGAACCGUCUCCCGCGUGUCCAGUCUUUAGCUAAAGGGUCAAUGUCCUUCCGCAAAGCCGAUGAUUCAGAAGGAUCGUCACCAAAUGAGCCUGAGUACCCGCCCGGAACUUUACCUCCAAUCGGUCUCCCAGGUAAUUUCCUGCGCCGGGUACAGGAAGACGAUAGUGGUUCCCCGACUGGCAGAGUAUCAACCCGCAGAGGUCGUAGACGCCGCAGAAAGGCUGACGGAGCAGGUGGACCUAUCAGCCAAUCGGCCAUUGCGCCUCAACGACCAUCCGAAGUGGAGUCUGAAGAUGCUGAAAAGACAGUCGGGGACACCGAGUCCACGACACCUUCGCCUCCACCUGCCACAUGGCGUGAUGCUAUUGUCAACGUUUAUGUCGAGGGUCAUGAUCUUAUCUAUGAAGACAAAGAUGGAAACGUACUGAAGACGGAGCAUGUCGGCCACAUGUCUGCUGAGGAACAAAAGCGGCAUGUCCAAGCAGAACGAUCCAAGUUGAACUUGGAAUUUCAGCAACCUCCUGAUGAAACCAAGCCAGGAAGUUCUGAGGAGCAGCCAACGGCGGGCGAACGGCUUGAGAAGAGUAUCGGUGAUAAGGCAAAACGUCGGCGAUUCGGACAGUGGCUCGGAUUUGGUAAACAGCGAUCUGAGAACCAGGAGCAGAAGGAUGCGAAGACCGAGAAGAAGUCAGCCGAAGAAGCUGGUCCGAAAGCGCCCAAGGGCAAGGGUCGAUCUGCUCACGCUUAUCAGUUUGGUAAUACGAUCAUUGUUGAGGAUGAGGAUGGAGAAGUCAUUAAGAAAUACUCCAUCCCGUCUGUGGACAAAUCCGAAGCCAAAGGCAACGCCCCCGUCCGACGUGGUUUGGUCCGCAUGGGAACGUGGUUCGGCAAGGAAGAAGAAGGCGAACCGUCUCAGGCCGGGAAAAAGACGCAUGAAAACGAAUGGCUUGCUGAUGAUGGGCUCCGAUUCACCCUUGCUAACGAUGAGACUGUUGGCAAACAUGGCAUUAGUCACAAGGGUCGGAGAAUGACGAAGCAAGAAUUUGCCGACCAGAUCAGGAAUCUCGGGCCAAAAGCCCGGCAAAGCAUUGUUGAAGAUUCCGAUGCUCCUAAACGUGUCAAAGAUGCUGCUCGCGACGACGCUCAGCAGGCGGACAAACGAGAACGACGUGCGUCGGCCGCUGGGUCUGCGCAUCAGACCGGAGCGCCUCAUGAUGACCUGGAAUCUGUAAGCAGUGGCAGCGAUGACGAGCCAGACUCUGAAGAAGGACCUGGCCCCAACGUCGCCGAAACAUUGGCACGUAUUGCCGCAGGAACUGCUACGGGAACCGCCGCCGAUGAGCGACGUAAAGAUCUCAGCCCAGGGACAUCGUCCCGCGAACGGAGCCCUCGUUCGCGGCGAGAUUCGGAUGACGACGGCACCGAACGAGUGCCGCCAUCCAAGCUCCGCGAAGCCGCUGGCCUCGCGCUUCCGCAACAAGCGCUCGACCUGGACGACACCGGUGAAACACCUGCGGAACGUCGACGUCGUCUUGCCGCCCUUGGUGAGUACUCGGACUCAGAAGACGAUGUGGAUUCGGAUGCUGUUAGUGAGGGUGAGGACGACCACAACAACCGGAAAGGUCCUGGAAAAAUCUCAUUCGCAGACGGGACGAACCUUGAAGCGGGCAGCACUUACGACCGUGAGGGCAACGGCCUGGGUUCGUCGCGGAUGCACUCGCGCCGCAGCAGGUCGAGGAUAUCGUGGGGCGGCGAAAAAGGGCGCGAGUAGUCCAAAAUUAACUGCAACAAGAGCAGGGUGUAUUCUCUUUUAAAAUAUCUGUUUAGUUUCCAACGUGGGUGCUAUUGCAUCAGUACAUAUUCUAGACACUGACAAGUUACUGUCUAUAGAUACUUAUCAUUGCUAAUCAUACGAACGUUUC
Molecule: messenger RNA, 3304 nt
Organism: Aspergillus nidulans FGSC A4
Lineage: Eukaryota; Fungi; Ascomycota; Eurotiomycetes; Eurotiales; Aspergillaceae
Product: protein nha1
Exons: 1
Coding region: 1-3153 (1050 amino acids)
Biological process (GO): intracellular potassium ion homeostasis; intracellular monoatomic cation homeostasis; regulation of membrane potential
Cellular component (GO): plasma membrane; membrane; membrane raft
Molecular function (GO): antiporter activity; sodium:proton antiporter activity
Source: RefSeq, a predicted model, not a curated record